CUAACCUCCCUCACUCCUGUUUUAAAGUCCCACUCUCUUCAUUACCCUCCUUUCUAUACGCGGCAGCACUACUAAAACAAGAGGCAAACCAAAGAGUCUGAGUAACUUUGUCAUUUGGCUCCAAAAUGCCGCUCAACUUAGCGUGCAACCCUGCAGUACUCUGCACGUUUUUGUGUCUCACAGUGUCUAUUCUUUCAGUUGUGAAAGCUGAAGAUCCUUACAGGUUCUUUGACUGGAAUGUUACUUAUGGUUUCAUCUACCCUCUUGGUGUUCGUCAACAGGGUAUUCUUAUCAAUGGACAAUUCCCAGGCCCUGAUAUUCACUCUGUUACCAAUGACAACCUCAUUAUCAAUGUCUAUAACAGCUUAGACGAACCUUUCCUCCUCUCCUGGAAUGGAAUUCAACAGAGGAGAAAUUCAUAUGAGGAUGGUGUUUUUGGAACUACAUGCCCAAUUCCUCCAGGAAAGAACUUUACAUACAUCCUCCAAGUCAAGGAUCAAAUAGGAAGUUUCUACUACUUCCCAUCCCUUGGAUUCCACAAGGCUGCCGGUGGAUUUGGAGGAAUUAGAAUCCUCAGUCGACCACGAAUUCCUGUGCCUUUCGAUGAUCCUGCCGGCGAUUACACCAUUCUUAUUGGAGAUUGGUACAUGUCCAAUCACACGAAAUUGAAGGCUCUAUUGGACAGCGGCAGGAGGCUCCCAUUCCCUAGUGGAAUCCUCAUCAAUGGUCGUGGACGCAAUGGCUAUUCACUCACUGUUGAACAAGGAAAAACUUACAGGUUGAGAAUAUCAAAUGUUGGGUUGCAAAAUUCCCUCAACUUCAGGAUUCAAAACCACAAGAUGAAGCUGGUAGAGGUGGAGGGAACACACACUCUCCAAACUACCUUCUCCUCUCUCGAUGUUCAUGUUGGCCAGUCUUAUUCCGUUCUAUUUACAGCUGACCAACCUGGCCAAGACUAUUAUAUUGUGGUUACCUCUCGGUUCACUGCUCCAGUCGUCCUCAACACCACUGGUAUUCUACACUAUAGCAACUCUGCUGGCCCUGUCUCGGGUCCAUUCCCCGGCGGACCAACCACACAAAUUGACUGGUCACUCAACCAGGCCCGCUCUAUCAGGACUAAUCUCACUGCAAGUGGACCAAGGCCAAAUCCACAAGGUUCAUACCACUAUGGAAUGAUCAACACUACCAGAACUAUCAUAGUGGCAAAUUCAGCUGGCCAAGUCAAUGGCAAGCAGAGAUAUGGAGUCAAUAGCGUGUCCUUUGUUGCACCAGACACUCCCAUGAAGCUCGCAGACUACUUCAAAAUUCAGGGAGUUUUCAAGGAGAAUAGUAUAUCUGACAGGCCUUAUGGUGGAGGAUUGUACCUGGACACGUCAGUUCUGACUCUUCCUUAUAGAGCAUUUGUGGAAAUUGUAUUCCAAAACAAUGAGAACAUUGUGCAGAGCUGGCACCUUGAUGGUUACAGUUUCUUUGUUGUUGGCAUGGAUGGAGGACAGUGGACAACAGCUAGCAGGAAUCAGUACAAUCUUCGCGAUGGAGUUUCUCGAUGCACUAUUCAGGUAUAUCCCAAGGCCUGGACUGCUAUAUAUAUUCCGCUCGACAACGUGGGGAUGUGGAACUUGAGGACAGAAUUCUGGGCACGUCAAUACCUCGGUCAACAAUUUUACUUGCGAGUUUAUACAGAUUCAACUUCACUCAGAGACGAAUACCCCAUUCCAAAGAAUGCACUUCUUUGUGGUAGGGCAAGUGGUCGACACACAAGACCUCUGUAAGCUAGCUCUUCACUGAAGGGGCCACCAGUUAGGCCGGUGAGUAUGUCUAUUUUCUGAGGACGAAGAGUAGAUUCUUGCAUCUCAUCUUCGCUGUUGAGUUGCUUUACUUAGGCUACGAGUAUCAAAUGAAAAGCUUGUAUGGUUAUAAUUCCAAUUGAUCUCAGCUCGAGAUCGCAUUCUUUUUCCCCUAAUGAUUGUAUUCUCUUCUAUAUUGGUUAAGUUCUCAUACAUUAUUUAUAUUUUUAUUUAAAGCCAGCUAAUUCUCAAAGCUGGCUAGGGUAAUUAGCGUGUGUUUGUUUCAUGCAUUGGAUCAGUUUACUCUUAAUACUAUAUUAAUCUCUUCUCUAA
Molecule: messenger RNA, 2120 nt
Organism: Populus euphratica (Euphrates poplar)
Lineage: Eukaryota; Viridiplantae; Streptophyta; Magnoliopsida; Malpighiales; Salicaceae
Product: L-ascorbate oxidase homolog
Exons: 8
Coding region: 126-1772 (548 amino acids)
Molecular function (GO): oxidoreductase activity; copper ion binding
Source: RefSeq, a predicted model, not a curated record